Messenger RNA from Phoenix dactylifera (date palm), 2101 nucleotides. Its product is annotated as multicopper oxidase LPR1. Lineage: Eukaryota; Viridiplantae; Streptophyta; Magnoliopsida; Arecales; Arecaceae. Gene Ontology annotation, biological process: cellular response to phosphate starvation. The record is from RefSeq and is a predicted model, not a curated record. Gene Ontology annotation, molecular function: copper ion binding; oxidoreductase activity.
UCAAAAAUGGGAAGCGCCCUCCAAUAAAAACAAGGGAGAGCCACCCCCAAAGGCACCCAAUCCCACGCACUUCGCCCUUCACGCCUUCUCCCCUAAUCCCACGGGCGAGAGCUAAGAAGAAUACAAAAUAAAACACCAAGACCAAGGCGAAAAGAAGGCGGCCAUGGAGAUGGCUCUCUUCUUCCUCAUACUCUCUUUGGCCGUGGAGGGAGCGUGGGGUGGUGGUGAUAAUGGGGAAGCGCUGUUCAGCGCCUCCAAGCUCGAGAUGUUCGUGGACGAGCUCCCCGACAUGCCCAGGCUCCGAGGGUACGAGGUCAGGGACGGCGUUCCGGUCGCCGGUAAUCUCACCAUCGGCAUGUACGAAAAGACAUGGAAUUUCCACCGGGACCUCCCACCCACGCGCGUCUUCGCCUUCGGCACCUCCAAAGAAACCGCUACCGUGCCGGGCCCCACCAUCGAGGCCCUCCAGGGCGUCCCCACGCACGUGACGUGGACCAACCAUCUCCCUUCCCGCCACAUCCUUCCCUGGGACCCUACGCUCCCGGCCCCACGCCCCCACGCCGGCGGCGUCCCCACCGUCGUCCACCUCCACGGUGGCGUCCACCCCCCGCACUCCGACGGCAACUCCCUCGCCUGGUUCACCUCCUCCUUCUCCGCCACCGGCCCCAAAUGGUCUCGCCCCACCUUCUUCUACCCCAACGCCCAGCCCCCCGGUUCCCUCUGGUACCACGACCAUGCCAUGGCCCUCACCCGCGUCAACCUCCUCGCCGGUCUCUUCGGCGCCUAUUCCCUCCUCGCCCCCGCCCUCGAAUCCCCUCUCCGCCUUCCCUCCGGACCCCGAUUCGACCUCCCCCUCGUUGUCUUCGACCGGAGCUUCUUCUCCGACGGCUCUAUCUACAUGAACUCCACCGGCAACAACCCCCACAUCCACCCCCAGUGGCAGCCCGAGUACUUCGGCGACGCCAUCAUCGUCAACGGCAAGGCCUGGCCUUUCCUCGCCGUCCGCCGCCGCCGGUACCGCUUCCGGAUCAUCAACGCCAGCAACGCCCGCUUCUUCCGCUUCUUCUUCACCAACGGACUCCGAUUCGUCCACGUCGCCUCCGAUUCCGUCUACCUUCCCAGACCGGUGAGCUCCAAGAAAUUCCUCCUCGCCCCGUCGGAGAUCGCCGACGUGAUCGUCGAUUUCUCCCGAUCGCCCACCGACUCGACGAUCCUCGCCAACGACGCUCCGUACCCGUACCCCUCCGGCGACCCGGCCGACGAGAUCAACGGCCGGGUGAUGAAGUUCGUGAUCGGGCGGCGGAGGGAGGAGGACUCGUCGCGGAUCCCGGAGAGGCUGUUCCAGUAUCCUGCGCCGGCGGUGCACCGAGCGGCUAAGACGCGGUACAUCGCGAUGUACGAGUACGAAAGCGCGACGGGGGAGCCGACCCAUUUAUACCUCAACGGGAAGUCGUUCUUGGAGCCGGCGACGGAGACGCCGAGGGAGGGCAGCAGCGAGGUGUGGCACGUAAUCAAUCUGACGGACGACAAUCACCCGCUGCACAUCCAUCUCGCGGUGUUCGUGGUACUGGAGCAGCGGGAGCUGGUGGACGCAGACGGGUUCAAGGACUGCAUGAUGAGGUUGAACAAUGCGAUCAAGUGCCGCGUGGCGGAUCACGCAAAGGGAAAGAGAUACAGUGCGCCGCGGUACGAGAGAGGGUGGAAGAACGUGUUCAAGGUGAGGCCCGGGUGCGUGACGAGGAUCCUGGUCCGGUUCAGGCCCCUCGGGCCGAAGAAGGGGAAGUAUCCUUUCAACUCGACCGAGGAGCCGGGUUACGUUUAUCACUGCCACAUUUUAGAUCAUGAAGAUAAUGAGAUGAUGAGGCCUUUAAAACUCAUACCUUGAGAGGAUCUACUGAUUGAUCAAAUGGUCCGAGUCUUGUUUAAAGAGGUAUUCAGUUGAUAAAGAAGAAAGGCAACUAUGCCUUUUAUCGCUGUAAAGGCAUCCUUAAGGUUGGAGUUGCCAACUUGCAUGAUGAUAUCAAAUAUGAAUUAACUUUUCUAGAGGUGAUAAAAAUCUUUUCUCCUACAUGAAAUCAAUCCAUCUAAUGUAUCCUGUGCA